AAUCGCGUGAGGCUCGGACGGCCGGAACGCUUCGCUGGCCCCGCCCCGUGGCUUCGCCAAUCAGUGAGCGCCAGAAAGAGGCGAAACUACGAAAAAAAAUGGCUGCUGCGAGCCGGAGCGUGAAGGGUCUAGUCGCCAUAAUAACCGGAGGCGCCUCUGGCCUCGGACUAGCCACAGCAGUGCGACUGGUGGGGCAGGGGGCCUCUGCUGUUCUUCUGGACCUGCCCAGCUCGGAUGGGGAGGUCCAGGCCAAGAAGUUAGGGAAGAGCUGUGCCUUCGUCCCAGCUGACGUGACCUCAGAGAAGGACGUGCAAGCAGCCCUGACUUUAGCAAGAGAAAAGUUUGGCCGUGUGAGUGUAGCAGUCAAUUGUGCAGGCAUUGCAGUAGCCGCCAGGACAUACAACUUAAAGAAGAACGAGGCCCAUGCGUUGGAGGACUUCCAGCGAGUUCUCAAUGUGAAUCUCUUAGGUACCUUCAAUGUGAUCCGCCUUGCAGCUGGUGAGAUGGGCCAGAAUGAACCAGAUCAGGGAGGCCAGCGUGGGGUCAUCAUCAAUACUGCCAGUGUGGCUGCCUUUGAGGGCCAGGUUGGACAAGCUGCAUAUUCUGCUUCCAAGGGGGGCAUAGUGGGCAUGACAUUGCCCAUUGCUCGGGAUCUGGCUCCCAUGGGCAUCCGGGUGAUGACCAUUGCUCCAGGCUUAUUUGGCACCCCGCUGCUGGCAACCCUCCCGGAGAAGGUAUGCAACUUCCUGGCCAGUCAGGUGCUCUUCCCCAAGCGACUGGGUGACCCUGCUGAGUAUGCUCAUCUGGUACAGUCCAUUAUUGAGAACCCAUACAUCAAUGGAGAGGUCAUCCGGUUGGAUGGGGCCAUCCGCAUGCAGCCUUGAAGGGAGAGGGCAGAGAAAACACAGUCCUCCACCCUUCCUAUCCUUGGCAUAUUGUGCUCCAGCUUGAGAGGAAGCUAGUAGCCAUUUGUAACUGCCCUAGUGACCCUCCGUGCCUAAUAAAGUCUCUAUUCUUACA
Pteronotus mesoamericanus is the source of this 1020-nucleotide messenger RNA. It is a transcript of the gene HSD17B10, whose product is annotated as hydroxysteroid 17-beta dehydrogenase 10. Bases 99 to 884 code for a protein of 261 amino acids. Gene Ontology annotation, cellular component: mitochondrion. Gene Ontology annotation, molecular function: estradiol 17-beta-dehydrogenase [NAD(P)+] activity. Gene Ontology annotation, biological process: androgen metabolic process; fatty acid metabolic process; estrogen metabolic process. Lineage: Eukaryota; Metazoa; Chordata; Mammalia; Chiroptera; Mormoopidae. The transcript has 6 exons. The record is from RefSeq and is a predicted model, not a curated record.